Alosa alosa (allis shad) is the source of this 908-nucleotide messenger RNA. It is a transcript of the gene amn1, whose product is annotated as antagonist of mitotic exit network 1 homolog (S. cerevisiae). The coding region runs from base 86 to 841 and encodes 251 amino acids. Gene Ontology annotation, molecular function: protein binding. The transcript has 8 exons. Lineage: Eukaryota; Metazoa; Chordata; Actinopteri; Clupeiformes; Clupeidae. Gene Ontology annotation, biological process: SCF-dependent proteasomal ubiquitin-dependent protein catabolic process. Gene Ontology annotation, cellular component: SCF ubiquitin ligase complex. The record is from RefSeq and is a predicted model, not a curated record.
CCUGUUUCAAUAUUCUUUGCUAGAUGGAGGUCCAGUCACUUGUAGAUUUGGGUGUCAAACUCAGGCAGUGGUUAGAUUUGUUCGAAUGAAGCCUAGUGGGGACCGUCAUUCAUGGAGCGUUGACUAUGUAGCCCGGCGCGCCGAAAAUUGCUAUAAAAAGGACCUAAGAGAUUUGCCUGAAAACAUCAAGGACAAAGUAGUGCGCAUUAUGAGCCUCCGUGGAACACUUACCGACUCCAAUAUCAGCCAGGUGUUGCAUUCAGGAAUAAAAACACUUGACUUGCACAACUGCAGGCUUUCUGACGUGGCAUUGCAAAAAAUCUCCUGCUGGCAUUUAAAUCGAAUAUGCCUCUCCAACUCUACAGAAAUUACAUCAAGAGGCUUAGGAGCGCUUGCAUCCUCCUGUCCAAACCUGAAAUGGGUAGACCUGUCUGGCUGUGUGUCGGUGACAGAUUCAGGUGUCCAGAUCCUGGCACGCUGCUGCACAGGACUGGAAGUUAUCUGUCUUGUGGGCUGCACAGCUCUAAGUGACAAAGCCAUUCAAGAGCUAGGAGCUAACUGCCAUAUGCUCCACACAGUUUCUAUCUCAGACACCUUGUUUACAGAUGCGGGUGUCAUCAGCCUUGCAACAGGAUUGUGCUCCAACAGUUUGAAGGAAAUCCAUAUGUCAAGAUGUACAAAGCUGACAGACGAGGCAGUGAUUUUUGUUCUCACAAAUUGCACCAAGAUCAGAACAUUUGUCUUCCAUGGAUGUCCACUAAUUACAGAUCGGUCCAGAGAGGCCCUACAAACCCACACUGGUAGGGACAAGAUAAAACAUGUGACCUGGACAAUUUACUGAGGAAACAUCCAUGUGCUACAAUAUUGUUCAUCAGUUCCCCUUUCUGACUUCUGAGUUCAACUUCAAC